Rotaria sp. Silwood2 is the source of this 612-nucleotide messenger RNA. The record is from the annotation of a GenBank genome assembly. Lineage: Eukaryota; Metazoa; Rotifera; Eurotatoria; Philodinida; Philodinidae.
AUGAUUAUUGCGCUACAACCAUUUGAAGUAAUGACUCAAUUAUGUGCUGUUAAUAGUAUGUUACCAUCAUAUCGUAUAAUUGCACCAGGAACAAUGAUUGAUUCAGCACAUUUCAGAUUAUUAAUUGGUGAAAAAUUAGAUAUAUCACCGACGAGUAUAACUGGAAUAAUGAUUGGUGGACAUGGACAUAAUAAUCUUCCGCUAUGGAAUUCAAUAACUGUUGGUGGUAUACAUUUACUGUCAGAAAAUUCGUCAAUAGGAAAAUCAUAUGAUAAAGAAAAUUGGAAUCAACUUCAUAUAAAUGUCAAUCAACGACAAGAAGAAAUUAUGAAAAUAAAAGGAACUGAAGUUUGGUCAAUAUCAAUGGCAUCCAGUGAACUUGUUGAAUGUAUACUUCGUAAUAAACGCGAAAUUCAUACAGUUACUGUUAAUAUUAAAGGUUAUUAUGAUGUUAAAGAGGAUCUUUUUAUUUCAAUUCCGGCUAUCAUUAGUCAAAAUGGAGUAUCUCAUUUAAUAACUACAAAGUUUUCUAAUCAUAAUAAUGAAAAUGAAUUUGCUACAAUAAUUCAAAAUAUACAAAUGAUCAUAAAAGAAAAACUAAAUAAUAUUUAA